Zychaea mexicana is the source of this 3876-nucleotide messenger RNA. RefSeq names its product RNA helicase. Gene Ontology annotation, cellular component: nuclear RNA-directed RNA polymerase complex. The transcript has 10 exons. The record is from RefSeq and is a predicted model, not a curated record. Gene Ontology annotation, molecular function: helicase activity. NCBI's taxonomy places the organism in Eukaryota, Fungi, Mucoromycota, Mucoromycetes, Mucorales, Lichtheimiaceae. Gene Ontology annotation, biological process: regulatory ncRNA-mediated heterochromatin formation. Bases 1 to 3876 code for a protein of 1291 amino acids.
AUGUCUCAACGCCGUGGGAGAAAUCGACAACAGCAAAAAUGGGACCCAUCACCUUGGGAUCCCUUGAGUGGCCCUUCCGUUGUUAAUGCGACCUUGAACUUCAACACCAACCAGUUCGACAUUGCACCGAGCCAGCAACAGCAAGCGCCAUCACCGAAAAAAUCAAAAUUCGACUUUAGUAGUAACUUCGAUGACGGACAUUCCAUGACGUGGACUAUGGAUAUGCAACAAGGGUGGGAUUCUGCACCCACCACGUACCAAACCGAAGCUUGGAAUCAGCCCUUCCAAAGCAACAAUAGUGGUGAAAUGAGAUACAGUAAGCAUGAACCGGCGACUUUCAAAUUAAACGCGGAUAUACCAGAUAAGGUGUUCUUUACACAAGAGGUGGACUUCACUUCGAUCCAGCACAAACCUAUCAUACCCGAGCCCGAAGAUAUCCUACAGGAGGAAGAUCCGAUGGUGAGCGCAACACAUGGUCAGAAAUUCCAGCCGUUACCUAAUAUUCCUGUCAAUCGCGUCAAUGGUUCCUAUGAAAGCCCGGAACAAUAUCUGUACACGCAUUUCGAGCUCAUGCGCAACGAUCUCUUGAUCCCGCUCAGAAACGCUGUCAAAUACUACAAAGAAUCGGUCACCAGAUUAAAAAACGAUCCUAGCUAUGCAGACCAUCCGGAAGCCCAACCUAUACGUGGAUUCCGUGCUUAUGAACAUGUUAGACUGAACGCCCUCGUGUUUUCUUCGCGUCAAGUCGCGUAUCGUAUCAGUUUCCGACUACCCUAUCAUGUCCGAAUCUCGUGGCCACAAUCAAAACGUCUUAUUGAGGGAACCAUGGUGCUGCUGUCCAAGGAUAAUUUUGAAAAUGAUAUCAAGAUUGCAACCGUUGUGGAAAGAGGAGAGCAGCCGACACGCGGAGCCAACCGGUUCGAAUAUUUGAUCAAUAUCCACCUGGAGCGGGACAAUGAAAACGAUCCGCUUAGCUUUGGUGACCCAACUCUCAGUUCAGAGGAUAAUUAUGUCAUGCUUGAAGCCACCGAAGGUUACUUUGAAGCCUAUCGACAUAUCUUGUCCACAAUCCAACAGAUCCCGCCUUCAGAGCUCCCCUUUUCUCCUUAUUUGGUCGAUGUUUCCAAGGAUGUGCAACUCCCUCAUUAUGCCGCUAUGAAACGAAACUACGACAUUGCAGAAUAUCGUGAAGGCAGGAGAUCCGGCCCGGCGAAACCCGUUGAUAUCACUCAAGCAUGGCCAGUAUACAAUAUGAACAUGGACAACACACAGAUGGACGCUUUGAAAACGAUGCUUUCGAAUAACAUUGCUGUUGUCCAAGGUAAACAAACAUUAUCUGUUAGAUUUUUUCAAGCAAUUAAUCCUGACAUGGUCUUUAGGCCCCCUGGUACUGGUAAAACCUAUGUCGGUACGUAUGCCAUGAGAGUCCUGUUAAAUAAUUUCUCGACGUCGAUUGGACCAAUUGUGUGUAUCUGUCAAACAAAUCACGCUUUGGAUCAGUUUCUGGAACACAUUCUCGACCAUGAAGAUAAAAUUGUACGUAUCGGCAGUCGAUCGAAAUCCGAACUUUUAAAGGAGCAUUUGCUGUUUGAAUUGCGGAAGCAGUCUGAAUCUGUACGUGGCGUUGGUCGAUUGUAUCGCAAACGCGACGAUAUCUCAAAACGCAUUAGCAGCAUCAUCACCGAAAUGUACGAAGAGCCAUGUGUGUCAAUGGAUUAUAUCAAAAAAAUCAAUGGACUUAACGCUCUCCAACGAGAUUAUCUGCAACGUCUCAGUGAGCGUGAAGAAAAACGCGCAACGAAAGCACCGACGGCCCGAGCCCAAGUUGAUGAUGAGGAUGACUGGGUCACAUCAACCCCGCAGCCAACACCUCCGCCAGAACCACGAGGAUCAAAAAAGAAGGGCCGAGGUCAACAACAACAACAACAGCAACGAGGUAGAGGAGGAAAUGACUGGGCAGGUGGUAAUCCAAAUAUUCAAGAUCCUGCAGAGGAAAAGAAGAUCAACCCUGUUGAAAUCUGGCUCAAAGACGCCAUCGAGUUUGUUGGUCCGAUGAGCUCCUUGUACUCUUACACGCAUCAGUUGAAAGAAGAUCUCCUCGAUACACAAAAAGGCCUCGUAUUUGAAGAUGAUGUCGACGAGUCUGACCUGGUUGACGAAGAAGAACUGCAAGAAAUCACUGCCAAUUUUGCUGAGGAACCUGAUACCCGAAAGCGGCCCUUCAUCAACAUUGGUAGCGCAUACCAGAAGAAGAAAGGAGGACCGAGCGUGGUGUCAAUGUACGACUCGCUAGUUGAAGGAAAACGCCAGGGCACUGAAGACGAACGCAAAGUUAUCAACUAUAAAAAGAUUAAAGCAACACGUACAUUUGACGCAAGCAGUUUCAACUUUUUCGAAGACACGGUCGAUGAAAGUGCUCUCGAACCGCAACACCUUGUUCUUGAGCGUUGGAUGAAAGAGGAGCCAGACGUAACCAUGUGGCCCUUGCCUGUACGACUGGAGGCGCACAAAAAGUGGGCGGACGAACGUUACAAGGACCAAUGCAGUACGAUCAACCAUUUGAUAAGCGAAUACGAACGAGUCUCGGUUGAGAUCAGGAGAUUGAACAUGAUGAGCGAUGCACAAAUUUGUCGGAAAAACCGAGUCAUUGGCAUGACUAGUACCGCUGCAGCCAAGUAUCACGAUUUGUUGGAGGAGAUUCGACCCCGAAUCAUGGUUGUUGAAGAAGCUGCCGAAAUGAUGGAAGCCCAUAUUGUCUCUGCGCUCACACGAUCCCUGCAACAUUUGGUCCUGAUUGGUGAUCACCAACAGCUGCGACCACAGAAUUCAGUGCACGCGCUUGCCGAACAGCAUUUCCUCAACGUAUCUCUGUUCGAGCGACUUGUCAGAAACGAGUUGCCGUUCACGAGAUUAUCACAUCAACGACGUAUGCGCCCUGAAAUUAGAAUGUUAAUUGACCCAAUCUACAGCGAUCCACCACUGCGUGACCAUUCUGAAGUUUUGAGCCGUCCGGCCGUUCGUGGCAUUGAUCCACCCGUAUAUUUCUUGAGCCAUAACGAAGCCGAAAGUCAUGUUGCAGAUACAGCCUCCAAAACAAACGAACAUGAGGCGCUGAUGGCAGCAAAACUCUCGACGUACCUCCUCCUCCAAGGCUACGCACCUGAAGACAUUACCAUCAUUACCAUGUACUCUGGACAAAAGUCACUUAUUCGACGAGCCCUUCGGGCUGAACGUAGAGCCGAUCUCGAUCCCUUCCUCAUCCCAGUCAGUAGUGUGGACGGCUACCAGGGUGAGGAAAACAAAAUUAUCAUUCUAUCACUUGUCAGAAGUAAUGCUGCCGGUCAAAUUGGCUUCUUGAAGGUUGCGAAUCGUGUUUGCGUUGCACUUUCACGUGCCAGAGAAGGCAUGUAUAUUCUAGGUAACGCCGGAUUGUUGUGUGAAAGAAGUGACCUCUGGAACGAAAUUGUUUCAAAUAUGGAAGAACAUACAACAAACAGCAUUGGAACACGACUGCGUUUACGAUGUGCCCGACACGGUCAAGUAACCGAAGUACAAUGGCCUGUAGACUUCGCGACCAUUCCUGAAGGUGGCUGCACUCGCGUGUGUGGCGAGAUGCUUGAGUGUGGACAUCAGUGCGCAACGACAUGCCACCCAUACGACCAUACUGAUAUCCUCUGUCGUCAACCAUGCCGACGACUAUUGUCAGGUUGUAAUCACCAAUGCACUCGACAGUGUUGGGAACAAUGUGGAACUUGCUUGAAGAAUAUCACUGUACGGUUGCCUUGCGGUCAUGAAAUCAAGGGCGAGUGUGGCAAGCUGCGACGGAAGAUGGAGAAUCCAGCCAACAGAAGAUGCUCUAUUUGCUUACGUUCAUAA